AUGGCUGCGGAAGGUGGACCCGUGGCCGGUGGCUCUGGACGAAGGGGGAUGUGCACUCUGAGGGCAAUAGCAAUCAGGAAGACGAGGAGGGUGGGGGAAGCAUUGCGGGUGAGGACCCCAAUCCCACCUCGGCAGGACCACUCACUGCACCGACGAGGCAGGGCCAAUCCAGAAGCGACCCACUGCGAAGUGGCACUUGCAAUCCGUCCGGCACUGGCAGCGCGUCUGCUGCUCGGAUGCGUGCAAGUGGACCGGAGUCUUUGGGCGGAGGGCAAUCUGCAGGCACAACAUCCCCGCGCUCCGACGCAUCUCAGCAGGCAGCGGGUGGAGUGCAUGCUGGUGGCGGGAGGACCUCCCAGGGCAUUCGGGCUUCGGAACAAACCGUCACGGGACAGUCACAGGUGCCAGGGACGGCGAAGGAAACACCGCAGGGCGAUGAAGGAGGAGAACCCGGAGCACAACACGAGGCCGACCAAACCACAAAAAUGA
Messenger RNA from Trypanosoma cruzi, 489 nucleotides. RefSeq lists its product as uncharacterized. The record is from RefSeq and is a predicted model, not a curated record. Bases 1 to 489 code for a protein of 162 amino acids. NCBI's taxonomy places the organism in Eukaryota, Euglenozoa, Kinetoplastea, Trypanosomatida, Trypanosomatidae. The transcript has a single exon.